This is a messenger RNA of Ixodes scapularis (black-legged tick), 4061 nucleotides long. RefSeq names its product T-box protein 2. The transcript has 5 exons. Bases 233 to 1981 code for a protein of 582 amino acids. Lineage: Eukaryota; Metazoa; Arthropoda; Arachnida; Ixodida; Ixodidae. Gene Ontology annotation, cellular component: nucleus. The record is from RefSeq and is a predicted model, not a curated record. Gene Ontology annotation, molecular function: DNA-binding transcription factor activity, RNA polymerase II-specific; RNA polymerase II cis-regulatory region sequence-specific DNA binding. Gene Ontology annotation, biological process: regulation of transcription by RNA polymerase II; positive regulation of DNA-templated transcription; cell fate specification.
GGGGUUGCUCCGGGAGCGUCGGCGGCAGUCGGCGGACGAAGCCCGCGCAGCCCGGUCGCCGCUCCCGCCUUGGUGUGUGUGCAGUCCUUCUUGACACCGCCGCGUUCCGAGAGGGACGGACCCUCCUCCCCCCGGGGCCCCCUCCCGCCAGGAUGGCGCCGCCGGCCGCGCGCGGCGCCUGCUGACGCCCGCUGGACCGACGAGUGCGGCGACCGCUGCCCCCCGUUCCCCGAUGCGGGUGGAGCCGCCCGACCUGCAGUCCGGGCAGUGCAUGGCCUUCCAGCCGUUCCUGUUGCCCGGAGCCACGGCCAGCUCCAGCCCGCAGGCCCGGAGCCCUUCAGACUUCUCGAUGCACUCUAUCCUGAGCCAGCAGCCGCCGUACCUGCCGCUGGGGCUGCCGCACGCCGUGUUUCCGGGCGCGCCGCAGUUGUUUCCCAAGUUGGCCGUGCCGCCGCCGCUGCCCGGCCAGGGCCAGAUCACGCCCGAGGAACUGCUCGCCGCCAGGCACCUGAGGCCACCCGGGUUUGAGCCCGAGGACGAUGGUGUGCAGGACGACCCCAAAGUGAACCUUGAGGGGAAGGACCUGUGGGGGCGGUUCCACGAACUCGGCACCGAGAUGAUCAUCACCAAGUCCGGGAGGCGCAUGUUUCCUCCGUACAAAGUUCGAGUGACGGGUCUGGACAAGAAGGCCAAGUACAUCAUGCUGAUGGACAUCGUGGCGGCGGACGACUGCCGCUACAAGUUCCAGAACCGCCGCUGGGUGGUGGCGGGCAAGGCGGAUCCAGAGAUGCCCAAGCGCAUGUACAUCCACCCGGACUCGCCGUCGACCGGAGAGCAGUGGAUGCAGAAGGUGGUGUCCUUCCACAAGCUCAAGCUCACCAACAACAUAUCCGACAAGCACGGCUUUACCAUCCUGAACUCGAUGCACAAGUACCAGCCCCGGUUCCACCUGGUGCGCGCCAACGACAUCCUCAAGCUGCCCUACAGUACCUUCAGGACGUACGUCUUCAAGGAGACUGAGUUCAUCGCCGUCACCGCCUACCAGAACGAGAAGAUCACGCAGCUCAAGAUCGACAACAACCCUUUCGCCAAGGGAUUCCGCGAAACCGGUGCUGCCAGAAAAGACAAAAAAAAGUACGCGCUCCCGCCAGCGUCCAAGUCCCUUCCUGGUGGCGCCAUGGCGCCGAGCGACGUGAGCUGCCCGACCAAAAUCGACGUGGACGACUCGUACUACAGCGACGACGACCGGCGGACGGAGCAGUCGCUGUCGGCUGACGAGGCGUCCGCGCCCCCGGGUGGCGACCUCUCCCCUCGACCGGGCCUCGACCUCGGUCGCUCUCCGGGCUCUCCGGAGCAGGCCAGCCUGAGCGACUACCUACCGUUUGGCGCCGGCCACACGUCCUUCCCGCUGCAGUACCUGUACAACCAGAGCCUCUACCAACAAAGCCUCAUGCUCCAGGACAUGAUCAUGUCCUCUGCGGCCGCCGCAGGCGCCACGUCACCAACGGGACGGCCGUCACCCUUCGGCUUCAACCCGUUCUCGGUGCGCAACCUCUUGAUGGCGAACGAGCAGAACUACCUGAAGGCGCCCAGUCCACUGAAGAUGGCGGACGCGGUGAGUCAGGAGCACCUCAAGAACCUCCGCUUCUUCCCGUACCCGCUGCCGGCGUGGCGGCUUCCCACUGGUCCCGGGGGGUCUUCGCCUCCCCCGCAUCCACCGACGGCGCAUCGCCCGGAUACGUCCUCGUCGCCCAAGUCGGACCCCGGACCGGCGGCGUCUCUUCUGCCGGGAGCCUUCUGCGGCGUCGGCGGCGUCGCGCAGUCGGAGAAGUUGUCCUCCAAGGACACCGACGAGGCACGAGGGUCUUCGUCGUCGCCGCUCGUGUCCCGGAGUCCGGUGCGCCCAGUGACAGUUCAGAACCACGUCGACGAGAACGCGCAUCGUGACGAAGACUGUGCCCCCGUGGAUGGGAAAGACUAGCAAAACCAUUCCACGAAAGAAAACGUUUCAGUGAGGCGUGCCUGUGUACGUGCGCAAUAUCCAGACGGGUUUCUAAAAAUAGAACCUUUCCGUCGUCUACGUCGGACACGUCGGACUGACUGACCUCAGCGUGCGUGUCCCGUCGAUACACGAUGCGCAUUCAGGAGACGCGUGGUCGCGGCUUCAGAGGUGAAUGAGCGCCGGGACGUUCACAAUCUUUGCUGCAGCAAUCAGUACCGUAGGCAGGCUUUCCCCUUUUGCAUUACCUGUUUUAUUUUUUUUUUCAUGCCUGGGUGGUCCGGGCUUUGACUCGGACGCCAUUGUUUUGCCGUUGCGUUGACCGAGUGAGUCCUCUUUAGAAGGUGCAUGCCCAAACCGCCUGGCGGUUGGGCUUUACAAUUCAGUCACGUGACUCGAAGAAACCAUUAGCAAACAAUGGAAUUCCAACGACCAUUCUUGAUUUUCUUCUGAGUGGCGUAGUCCGGUGUUUUGGAGAGGUUUCUUCACUAUGGAUGCAAAGAACCUGGUUCAGCGUCAGGACAGGGACAUAGCGAACGAACUGCUUGCCGAUUCAUACCGCGUCCCAGGAUUCGCGCGUGCUAAUGGCAGUGCUGUCGAGUCUUUAGCAACGUACGGUGAAAAUAUUUAUCGGAAGUCUAGGUACGGCCCAGUUUUAACUAGUUUUGCCCUGAAUGCGAGGAGGCUUAUGAAAUACUGAAUGGAGGAUGACUAGCUUGAAGCUGAAUUGGGCGUUCAUCAGGUUUGUGAUAGUUACUAUUAAAGAUCGAAUACAUAUUUUCGUGAGUCAGAGACCCUUCAAAACGCAAAAUGCGAAGAAUCAGUUUUACACGUUUUAUUGCAUGGUAAACUUUAAACCAGUUUGGCUUAAGAUUCGUAAUUACCAGCAAAGAAAGAUGAUUUUCAGUUUACUCGUGCAGAUGGUCGGCUUUUGCGUCAGAUAUUUGUCGAUUCGGUCACGACAGUAUCUCAAAGCACCGGCAUGUGGCAACAUGGGUGGAUCAUGAUGCCGAGUUAACGCGAAAUUGGAAGUCAACUUGUAAAACAAGGGAGUCUACGUGACACAUUCGAUGAAUUGGUUGGACUAGGUUACUGCGAUGGCAAGUAAUUAAUAUUCCCAAUAUCAAUCUUCAGAAGUCUCUAUAGUCCCAUUCAUUACAUUAUACUCCUCGCCUUCAAGUAGACUGAAGCGACGGUAACGGGGGACGGACGAACUGCUUUAAAAAGCUCCUUGACCGCACGCACACCUACCGAAGCUAGCUAUCUGCUCCCGUUCGUUGCCUUUGCUUCAGUCCGCGUCAAAGUCAACACGGUGUACAGGCACGUAGAGUACAGAUCGGCGCCAUGUAUCACGGGUAAAAUCAGCCGAAAACGCAUCUCUUUCCCAGGGGACCGUAGAAACCUCCGAAGUUGGACCACCCUAACAUCUAUCUUUUCCGUGGGAUUAUGCAAUACUCCUUAUCGCAUCAGCUGCCUGCAGAGGCGCGUAGCCCUGUGCGUAUCGUAUCUAGUCAUGCAGUAUGUACACAAAACUUGCUACGGAAGAAUCUCGCGUAUGUGUGUGACAGCUCCCCCGCCUCGUCUCGCUCCCAACUUGAGAGUUUUGCCACAAGUUCUUUCCGAGUGCACCGCGUGUAUCCACACCUACGCAGGAAUGAGCCCGGUGGAGUCUGCCACUCGUGGCGUAGGACAUUGCAUUUAAACACAAGGUCCUUCUUUGGCCCCAGGCAGAAAUUCCAGCACGCGUCAUUCGCGAGUGUACGCAUCACCGGCUUUUGGAGCCGUGUAUCCCCGAGAGUGCUAUUUAUUUUGCAGUGGUAUAGUUGUGUAUAAAUUUCUCGCGCUUCGGUUUCUUUCGAGACCUCGCAAGAGUCGAGAGUGGGUGUGCGCGCGUGCGUUUAUGAGAGUGUGUUUGUGUGCGUGUGUGUUUAUGUUGCAUUGAGUUAGUAGGACGGGCACGAGUUUUUCCUCUUAUGUGCGAUCGUGCAAAUUUGUGGCGUUCCUAAGUCCACUUUUUUUGUGUCACACUGAUAAAACGCAAAUUAAAUGGCAAAACCAAAGA